Prunus armeniaca (apricot) is the source of this 423-nucleotide messenger RNA. The record is from the annotation of a GenBank genome assembly. Lineage: Eukaryota; Viridiplantae; Streptophyta; Magnoliopsida; Rosales; Rosaceae.
AUGGUGGAUCUUCAAACUGUCUGCUGCAUGUGUGGUGACGUGGGUUUUCCUGACAAGCUCUUCCGCUGCAACAAAUGCCGCAACCGCUUUCAACACUCGUAUUGUAGUAACUUUUAUAGCGAGUACGCGGAGCCAAUUGAACUGUGCGAUUGGUGCCGAAGUGAUCAAGAGAGAAGCACCGCAAGGCACGGUGGCUCUUCCAAGAAAUCGAGCGUGGUGGGAGGAGUUGAGACCGGAGGCGCUUCGAGCCGGUCCGAAUAUUCCGGUGACCACAAGAUCAAGCAACACGAUCAUCAACAGCACCGUGAUCAUCAAGACGGUGGCGGCAGCGGCAGCGGGGAGAAGGCUAGUAAGAACAGCGGCGUGCCGUCACCAAGACCCACUGCACGAAGGUACAAGCUUCUCAAGGAUGUAAUGUGUUAA